Paramecium sonneborni is the source of this 378-nucleotide messenger RNA. NCBI's taxonomy places the organism in Eukaryota, Ciliophora, Oligohymenophorea, Peniculida, Parameciidae. The record is from the annotation of a GenBank genome assembly.
UGUAGCUUUAGAAAAUGGAAAGGGAAUUAUAAGAUUAACAAGAUAAAAUAACAAGAGCUGAGAACAUUAUGAAUUCUAAAUUAGCGAAAGUCUAACAAAAAAGAAUAGUCCUUGAUGAAUCAAAUGCACAUAUCUCAGCAUUAGAAUUAGACAUUUAGAAUAAUUUAAAUAAAACACUAAAGACUUGCAUUUUGUAAUAUUUUACAUUCUAUCAAUCAAUAUAGUAAUUUAGUCUAAGAAUUCCCAGAAAUGCAAGCCAUUAUAGAUGCAGUCUUUUAAGAGAAAAAUGUAACUGUUCCUAGUAAAUAACCAUCAUCUGUUGGAGUUCCUUCUGUUAGAUCCUCUGUACGUUCAGCUUCUUCUCAGGGCAGAAGAUGA